Heterobasidion irregulare TC 32-1 is the source of this 417-nucleotide messenger RNA. RefSeq lists its product as uncharacterized. The transcript is spliced from 2 exons. The record is from RefSeq and is a predicted model, not a curated record. The coding region runs from base 1 to 417 and encodes 138 amino acids. NCBI's taxonomy places the organism in Eukaryota, Fungi, Basidiomycota, Agaricomycetes, Russulales, Bondarzewiaceae.
AUGACGGGCGACGCAGAACACCCUUCAUCGAGCCAUGCAACGCCGACGCUGCUACAGCGUCGCAGAGACUCGCCGCGGCCUCCGACCGAACGAGCAUCUCUAGUACGUUUCCCUCCUUCCUUUCCCCGUCCCUCGACGCUCGCGGUCCCACCUCCUCUUUCGCCUUUCUCCCCUUUUACCACGCACGCGCCAUCAGCCCAGCACUGUCACCCGUCAACGUUCGACGCCUCCAUCUUCACCCUCGUCUUCGCCCCCUCUGAUCCCGUCCCCCUGAUCGUCAACUCGCCUGUCCAUCUCCAUCCAUUCAUCUGUUUAUCGGCCUUGUUCCCUGUAUGGCCGUCCGCUCCUCCCCCCGGUCCUCAUGGCCCCAUCGGCCCCAUCGUCUCAUGGUUCAUCCGCAUCCGUUCCCCUACUUGA